This is a messenger RNA of Globicephala melas (long-finned pilot whale), 2093 nucleotides long. RefSeq names its product gap junction protein beta 6 (gene GJB6). Gene Ontology annotation, cellular component: connexin complex. Lineage: Eukaryota; Metazoa; Chordata; Mammalia; Artiodactyla; Delphinidae. Gene Ontology annotation, biological process: gap junction-mediated intercellular transport; cell-cell signaling. The record is from RefSeq and is a predicted model, not a curated record. Gene Ontology annotation, molecular function: gap junction channel activity.
GAUGGGAACAGACGCUGUAGGAAGCCAUCUCAUUUCUUUUUCACCCUUUAAAGGCAAAUUGCUGAUUUUUAGUCAGAGUCAGUAAGUAUCGUAAAACAGAUUAUUUUCUGUUCAGCUUUGCUGCUUUGAUAGAGCGUGUAAUCUGGGGACCCAGGAAAGUCAAAAGAAAUAAAGAUGCUGCCACAAUAAUUGCCCCUGUUUUUUAAGAGAUGCCCCAGGGGGCAGGAGUCAAGGAUUCUGCUCUAGAAAGCGGGGGACCUCGUGGGGGGAGAUUUGACCUCCUGACCUCUCCCAUGACGUCAGCCUCUCCUAAUUCCUUCAGGCCAGUGGCCUCUGGCCCCUGGGAGGGGGAGGGUGCUGCCUUACUCAGGCAGCUGAAGAUAGACAACUCAGAGAGGAAACAGCCUUCUUACCGGUUGGGGAGUUUCAACUCUCUGCACUUUGGAGGGUUGGAGAAAAUGUGACCUUUAUUUGAGAAAUCAAAACCUUGCUGGUCGGGCGUUGAAUUCCGCACUCUUCAGUGGGAGAUGCUUACCAGUUAACUAGAGAAUAUCUCCAGCUUGUAAACAGACAGGAUGGACCUCCCAGGAUAAAGCGGCAGCAUGGACUGGGGCACGCUGCACACGUUCAUCGGGGGCGUGAACAAACACUCCACCAGCAUCGGGAAGGUGUGGAUCACCGUCAUCUUCAUCUUCCGCGUCAUGAUCCUGGUGGUGGCCGCCCAGGAGGUGUGGGGCGAUGAGCAGGCCGACUUCGUGUGCAACACGCUGCAGCCCGGGUGCAAGAACGUGUGCUACGACCACUUCUUCCCCGUGUCCCACAUCCGGCUCUGGGCGCUGCAGCUCAUCUUCGUGUCCACGCCGGCCCUGCUGGUGGCCAUGCACGUGGCCUACUACAGACAGGAGGCCGCGCGCCGGUUCAGGCGCGGGGAGAAGAGGAACGAGUUCAAGGAUCUGGAAGACAUCAAACGGCAGAAGAUCCGGAUCGAGGGCUCCCUGUGGUGGACCUACAGCAGCAGCAUCUUCUUCCGAAUCAUCUUCGAGGCCGCCUUCAUGUACGUGUUCUACUUCCUGUACAACGGGUACCACCUGCCCUGGGUGCUGAAGUGCGGCAUCGACCCCUGCCCCAACCUCGUGGACUGCUUCAUCUCCAGGCCCACGGAGAAGACCGUGUUCACCAUCUUCAUGAUCUCCGCGUCCGUGAUCUGCAUGCUGCUCAACGUGGCCGAGCUGUGUUACCUGCUGCUCAAAGUGUGCUUCAGGAGAUCCAAGCGAGCACAGACGCAAAGAACCCCCCCCAACCACGCCCUCAAAGAGAGUAAACAGAACGAGAUGAACGAGCUGAUUUCCGAGAGCGGGCAGAACGCCAUCACGGGGUUUCCUAGUUAAACGGGGCCAGGCACCGCGCAGCUGACGUAGCGUCGCGGAACUGCGGCCUUCCCCAGAAGGCAGCGCCGACCGGGCGUCCUGGCUCUCAGCUGAGACUCUGUCCUUACAAACGGCUUUCACCAUUCAUAGACACCCGAGUUAGCUUUCUGUAGAAUAAUUGGGCCAUGAAUGUGCCACGUAAUCAAAUGUGUGGCCCGGCUCUACAGCCGGGCCUCGGUGUGACUUUUACAUGUGGGUUUAAGUGGACCGUCUGACAUGGCGGUAUUUCCUGAAAAUUUAAGGACGUAACUGUUGUCAAUAAAACAUUUAUCUAGAAAUUGAUACUUUUAUUAGGAAGAGAUAUUUUUAUAGGAUUGAAUGUUUUAGUUCUGAUUUUGAAUUUAUGUAAAGUAUUUUUAUAAUGACUGGUCUUCCUUACCUGGGAAGACACACAAUGUUAAUUUUAGAAUCAUGCCUUCAGUGUCUAAUAUUUAAGCUUCCUCUGUCUCGUCGUAGGUAUUGUUUUUCCUUGUCUGCUGACAAGUGUGUGACCCGUCAUGGCUCUUAGGGUGGAAAGGGUUCACUGUACCGUGUAUUAUCACUGCUGUCUGGGCACGGCCGGAACUGUAUGGAAGCGGGAAGCUUUUCGUAGGGGCUGAUUUGCAGUCCUCGUGAACGGCUGACGCAGGAACGCGCUCCCUCAAUAAAGAUGAGCCCUUUGCUGAA